Acanthamoeba castellanii str. Neff is the source of this 777-nucleotide messenger RNA. RefSeq names its product elongation factor2, putative. Gene Ontology annotation, molecular function: GTP binding; translation elongation factor activity; GTPase activity. The coding region runs from base 1 to 777 and encodes 258 amino acids. Gene Ontology annotation, cellular component: cytosol; ribonucleoprotein complex. The record is from RefSeq and is a predicted model, not a curated record. The transcript is spliced from 5 exons. NCBI's taxonomy places the organism in Eukaryota, Discosea, Longamoebia, Acanthamoebidae. Gene Ontology annotation, biological process: translational elongation.
AUGCCGACCGGAAGGCGCCUGCCGCUGGUGAGGAGGGCGCCGCCCAGCAGGGUCCUCCCCGAGGGCUUCCUGCUCAACCUCAUUGACUCGCCGGGCCAUGUCGACUUCUCUUCGGAGGUGACCGCUGCGCUGUGUGUGGCUGACGGAGCGCUGGUGGUGGUCGACUGUGUGGAGGGCGUGUGCGUCCCAACCGACAACGUGCUUCAGGACCGGCCAGACGGUCCGCAUUCUCGGCCCGGAGUACAUAACAUACCCGGCCAGAAGACCAUCCAGAAGGUGUGCAUCGCCAUGGGCAGCUACUUCGAUAGCAUGGGCAGCGUGCCUGCCGGUAACACGUGCUCCAUCGAUGAGGCCACGGGCGAGAUAAUCGUGGCUUCGGCGGGCGAGCUCCACCUGUAUGCCGUGCUCGCCGAGCUGGCCGACCUGUCGCGAGUGGAAUUCCACCCGUCAGACCUGAUGACCUCGUUCAGGGAGACCGUCACCGAGCGGACGCCCGAGGUGUGUCUCGCCAAGUUGUGGGUAUCGGCCGACCCCUUCCCCGAGGGCCUGGCCGACGCCGUCAAGAGCGGCACCAACAUUCGCGCUCGGGCCUCGGUGCUUGGGAGAGAGCUGGCCUACCGCUUCGGCUGGGACCUGCUGGAGUCGCGCAAGAUCUGUGCGCGCUUCAACCUCGCCGACGUCCCGCUCCACGCCGACGCCAUCCACCGUGACGCCGGCCAGAUCAUCCCCACUGCGCGCCGCCGGCGAUCCGCUCGACCCCAACAGCACGGUCGGUGA